This is a messenger RNA of Zonotrichia albicollis (white-throated sparrow), 2229 nucleotides long. It is a transcript of the gene TMEM213, whose product is annotated as transmembrane protein 213. The record is from RefSeq and is a predicted model, not a curated record. NCBI's taxonomy places the organism in Eukaryota, Metazoa, Chordata, Aves, Passeriformes, Passerellidae.
UAUUAAACCAUCUUCACAGGACUCAAAAGACAGAAGCUGCCUGAGACCCUGUUGGAAAGGGCUGGCACUGGAGGCCUUUCCUCCUUCUAGCUGCAUCAUAUCCUGGGGAGAAACCUUCAGGCUUAACCCUCAGGGGCCACCUCCUGGUAUCCACCUCCCAGUGAAGCUGUUUUGGUCAGAGCCCUUCUCUUUGCUCACCUGGCUGUGGCAGGAAAGUUCAAGGUGUCCUGGCAGCAGGAAGCUCCCUUGCUCCACCCUCUGCCCAGCUCAGCGGCUUCCGGAGCUCACCGAGGGAUUGCUGCAGCAGAUCUGACAGUGACAGCGACAGCCACCUGCUCUGUGGGGACACAGGAGCGGCACCUUCGGCAUGAAGCACUUGUCCUGUGAGCCCCGGGCAGCCCUCGCUGUGCUCUGCCUCACCGCUGCCCUCUGGGAUUCCUGCUCUGCAGCAGCUGAAGACAUCUCCAAUGUUUCAUCAACUGAAUACGAACCAUUGUGUCUUAAUGUGAACUUCUGCAGGCAGGCAGCCACGUGCUGCCCCUCGGGCAUGGAUGACUACGGGUGGAUCGCAGCGGCCGUCGGCUGGAGCCUCUGGUUCCUCACCCUCAUCCUGCUCUGCAUGGACAAGAUCAUGAAGCUCAGGCCUGACGAACCCAAAUACUUGGUGGCCUGAAGCAGAGAGAGCCAGCGAGCAGCAGCACUGGGCGGACUGACAGAACAUUUCAAACAUUUGCUAAGAAACAAAAGGGGAAGGGAAAACAUCUCCAGCCCAAAAAGGCCCGAUCCAGGCAGGGCAACUGCUGAGGCUUCACCCUGGAGCUGCCAGCCAAGGUGUGGAGCAGGCAAGUCCCUGAAAGCCACCAUGUACCUGCCACAGUACAAAACUCCCAAUUGUCCCUGAGCCCUCUCGUGCUUGCUGUGAGCACAGCAACAAGAGGAGAGGCUGAGGGACCAGUGACCAGCCUAUAGCACAUUGCCUCAUCUAUGGGUUUGACACAGAAAGUGGGCAAAUAAAGCUACUUUCUGGAGCAGCAACAUUACCAGAGCCAUUACUAAGCUAUAGGCCAGGUCACAUCAGUAAAUGGAAGUAAUAAUUGACUUUACCGAGGCCUUUUCACUCACUAACUUGCGAUAUUUAAGUCUAUUCACUGAUACAUGGGAAGACUUAUGGAAACUUAGGGAUUGUUUGGGCUGGUUUGAAAAUAAAACUCAUUUUUCCAGAGCCAUUUAGAUGUGAAAUGUGUUGCAGGAAUUGAAUGUUGGUUGUAUUUAUUCAGCUUUCACCUGCCUGAAACUAAGACAAGAUGAACUGUGGCAAGCAGGUGUAAACCAGCAUAUCCAAUUCAUGCACAAAACUGUUCCUAUUAUCCAAGAUAAUGAACACUUUUAUUGAUUGAAAGACUCUCACUGAGUGGUUUAUAUGGAUAAAGCUUAGAAAUUGUUAGAAACAGGAUUCUCAGAAGAUGUAUUCAUGCCAGGAGGGUUUGCCUGCAAUCAAACUCUGAUUUGGUGCAGUUGCACCAGUUUUAUUUCUAUCUCAAUAAAUCAGCAUUAAACCUACCUAUACCUACACAAAGUUAGCAAAUCUGCUAGAAAUCAACUGAAAUUAGGCAUAAAAAUUUACUUUUUAUGCUUAACUUUUAAAUAAAGCUACUCAAACACCAUUUGAGAUCUUUAUCUGCUAUAAAUAAUUAUACUCUCCCAUCAGCUCAUCAGUAUGUUAGUAACUUCAUGAGUGAGAAAUGACAGAAAUCAGUUUAAGACUCUUCCUACUGAUUCUGGCACAAGUAACACUUCAAAUCAGGACAAUUUGGUCACUUCAAAGUGAUGGGCAGCUGUCCCUUAUCAACUAGCCCCCAUCAAGAGGAACAGGGACAAAUUGGACACUGAGAAAAAGAAAAUACGUCCUUCCCUAUCAUUAUUAUCACUUCAGACAAAAAAUUCUUUAAGAGUGAAGUGCUGAACAGAGAUGCUAAUGUCAGGAAAGUAAAUUUUCAAAGGGAAGGGCUCAAUUCUCAACAUUUCAAUAUACAGCAAUUAAAACAAAAGUAAUUUUCACACAAGAAAUCUCAGUGUUGGAGAUACUCAACUUCUUGCCACAAAACCUCUCACUUAUGUGCAAACUUAGAGAAACAAAGGGCUCUCAGUCAACCCCAAAAUGUAAUGAGUGAAUUGACAGUUAAACCAUUGCACUCAUGUACUACAAGUCUUCUACUUACAUACAUAAUU